Gadus macrocephalus (Pacific cod) is the source of this 7652-nucleotide messenger RNA. RefSeq names its product RIMS binding protein 2b (gene rimbp2b). The transcript is spliced from 28 exons. The record is from RefSeq and is a predicted model, not a curated record. Gene Ontology annotation, molecular function: protein binding. Lineage: Eukaryota; Metazoa; Chordata; Actinopteri; Gadiformes; Gadidae. Bases 32 to 5317 code for a protein of 1761 amino acids. Gene Ontology annotation, biological process: neuromuscular synaptic transmission.
GAGAGCUCCACCAUCAUGGUAAGCUGGUGUGAUGUUUAAUGCUGCUGCUGUUGCAGUUGCUGCUGCUGCUGCUGCUGCUCAGGCUGCUGCUGUUGUUCCUGCUGAUCCAGAGUGCAUUGAGGGAACGAUGGGCUGUCACAAAGCCUGCCAGGGGGACCAGCGGCUCCUGAGAGCAUCUUGGAGGGAGCCAGCGUGGAGCCAACCUCACAGAUCAGCGAUAGGCUCACGGAGCAGCCAGAUGAGAGACAGAGAUAAGGAGACAGAGAUCAGCACCAGGAGGAGGGAGUGUGAAGCACUUGAGGCAGAGGUGAAGAAACGCCACCAAACAUGUCAGACUCUGGAGAAUGAGUAUCAAGAUGUGCUCCAGGAGAAGGCCCACCUGAGUCUCCAGUUGUUCCACAGCAGCAAGAAGGGUUCCGAGUAUGACAAGGUGAACGCCGAGUAUGCCCAGCUCAGAGAGACGCUCGGGACGGUGACGUGGGAGCGAGAUUCAGCCGUGCAGGAGAAGAACCAGCUCCAAGGCAAACUGGAGAACCUAGAGCAGGUGCUCAAGCAUAUGCGCGAGGCUGCGGAGCGGAGGCAGCAGCUAGAGUUGGAGCAUGAGCAGGCCCUGGCUGUCCUCAAUGCAAAGCAGCAGGAGAUUGACCUUCUGCAAAAGGCUCAGGUUGAGGCUAAAAAGGAACAUGAAGGCGCGGUCCAUCUGUUAGAGAACCACUUGGACAGCAUGCAGGCGAAAGUGCGCGAGCUGGAGGAGAAAUGUCGGAAUCAGAGUGAGCAGUUCAACCUGCUUUCCAAGGAGCUGGAGAAGUUCCGGCUGCAGGCGGGGACCUUCGACAUCCUCAGCACGGAGCCGCUCACCCUGUGCGAGUCCCCAGGAUCACCCAGCAAAUCCUUGUCCCAGCUGCUCAAUGGGUUGGCCUGCCCGCUGGGGAAGGGCAACGAGGCUCCGAUGAGCAGGUCUCUGAUCUCAGAGUUCAUCAGGCCGCUCCAGAUGAGUGGGGACAAGCCUGACCUGCUGUCGCUCAAGCCCACCUUCCUCACCCGCGGCCGGGACAGCGGGCCCCGUCAGACCCUUCUCUCUGAGAUGGAGAAAGAACUGAGCUCAGCAACAAGGGUGAGGCAAAGGUUCACCGGCAAGGUCCGUCUGUGCACCGCUCGCUACAGCUAUAAUCCUUACGACGGACCAAACGAGCACCCAGAAGCAGAGCUCCCCCUGGUGUCAGGGAAGUACCUCUAUGUUUACGGGACAAUGGAUGAAGAUGGCUUUUAUGAAGGAGAGCUGCUGGACGGCCAGCAGGGUCUGGUCCCUUCCAAUUUCGUGGACUUUGUCCAAGACGAGGAGAAACCUGCCGUCCAAAACAGAGACGGUGCCAAGGAGUACGCAUACCUCAACCACAGUAGCCUGGCCUCCAAGAGACUCGGAGCAGGACUCGGCCUAGGCCUGGGUCUGGGGAAGGCUACGACCGGGGGCACGGGCCAUAGUUCAGGCCUCAGUUCAGGCCUCAGUUCAGGCCUCAGCUCCGGCCUCAGCUCAGGCCUGAGCAUGGGUCUGGGAAGUCUGUUGUCGGACUGUAAGAUGGACGGCAUGAGCAACAGCCAACUGGCCAUGGACCUCCUGGGCACAUGCAGCAAUGGGACGGGGACCCUGGACGUCAGCACUGAUGAGGUUGGCGAAGACGUUGUGCCUUACCCCCGCCGCAUCAACCUCAUCAAACAGCUGGCCAAGAGUGUGAUCGUGGGCUGGGAGCCGCCGGUGGUGCCGCCCGGCUGGGGCUCCAUCAGUGGCUACAAUGUGCUGGUGGACGACGAGGUGCGUAUGAGCGUCCCCUACGGGGGCAGGACCAAGUCCCUGAUCGAGAGGCUCAACCUGGCCACCAGCACCUACCGCGUGUCGGUGCAGUGCAUCACUGAGCGCGGCCUGUCGGACCGCCUGCGCUGCAGCCUGCUGGUGGGCAAGGAGGUGGUUGUGGCGCCCUACUACCUGCGCGUCGACAGCAUCACGCAGGUCUCCGCCGAGCUCUCCUGGAUGCCCAGCAACAGCAACUACAGCCACAACAUCUUCCUGAACGGCAGCGAGUAUGACAUGGUGAAGGCCGGAGGACACCGCUACCAGUUCUUCAACUUGAAGCCCAUGACGGUGUACAAGGUGAAGGUGGUGGCCAGGGAGCAUCAGGUGCCUUGGCAGCUUCCCCUGGAGCACAGGGAGAAGACGGAGAUCUCCAUGGAGUUCUGCACUCAGCAUGCAGGGCCCCCGUUCCCCCCCCAGGAGGUGCAGGUCCAGUGCGGUCCGACGGCAGGGAUCAUGCAGGUCCGAUGGAAGCCCCCGGACCUCUCCGCCGCCGGGACCUCCAACGGGGCCAACGUCAUCGGCUACGCCGUUUGCACAAAGGGGCAAAAGAUAGCAGAGGUCAUGUUCCCCACGGCGGACUACGUGAGCGUGGAGGUGAACCGGAUCCAGGGGCUGGAGGCCCGGGAGGUGAUAGUCAGGACGUUGUCGGCCCAGGGCGAGUCCCAGGACUCCCCCGCCGCCCUCAUCCCCCACACCCUCCUGGGCUCCCCCCGCCUCUCCCGCCGCACCACCGCAGCGCUCCACCCGCCCUACCCCUCCACCUACCCCCCCACGCACCCCCAGCCCCAGGUCCAGGCCCUGCCGUCCCGGGCCCCCCCGCACACACUGCCGCACCCCCAACUACACACUCCGCCCCCCCACCACCACCACCACCACCCGCCCCCACCCCACUUCCCCCCCCACGCGGGGCCCCAGACCAAGCCCCUGCUCGGCGCCCGGGACCCCGACACCAAAGACCGCGAGGCCGGGCUGCGGGCGGCGCGACCCUGGGAGCGCUCGCCCUCGCCGCUGCCCCACUGCAUGCGGGGCGGGCCCCACCUGGAGCCCCCCUACCUGGCGCCGCGCCGCUCACCCUCCCCGCAGAGGAUCCUGCCCCAGCCGCAGGGGGCGCCCAUCCCCAACACCAUCGCCAAGGCCAUGGCCCGUGAGGCGGCCCAGAGGGUGUUCGCCGAGGGCAACCGGGCGGAGAAGAGGAACAUUUUCAGGGACCGGGGCAUGCACUCUGUGAACUCUGACGAGGAGGAGGACGGCUACGACGCAUCCCACGCCCGGAGGAGGGGGGCGUCGGUGGACGAGUUCCUCCGGGGGUCCGAGCUGGGCCAGCAGCACCUCGCGCACCACCACCACCACUACAGCCACAGCGAGGACUACCACACGGAGAGCAGCAGGGGGUCCGACCUGUCUGACAUCAUGGAGGAGGACGAGGAGGACCUGUACUCCGAGAUGCAGCUGGAGGAAGGCCGCCGGCGCAGCAUCAACUCCCACAGCACGCUCAAGGCGUACUACAGGCGGCAGGACUUGGCCGAGGAGCGGGACAACUGGGACCUUCAACGGGAGGUGGUGAAACAGAAGCCGCUCCGCAGCAAGCGGCUCCACAGCAUCCCGGAGGUGGCGGAGGAGGAGGCCGAUGGGAACGACGCCAUGGGCCAGCGGCUGGGCCACGAGGACGGCUCCGGGGGCCGUCAGCGCCCGGGGACCCCCAACACCCAGAGACGGGACCACCACCACAACGCCUACCAACACGAACUGCAGCAGCAGCAGCAGCAGCAGCAGCAGCAGCAGGAGCCGCGCUCGCACGACCGCCUGCUGCGACGCCAGCGCUCCUCCCCGCGCUUCGCCGCCGGCUACGGCUACGAGCGCGGUCCGGGAAGGCCCAGCCGCCAGAGCACCAAGAGCCCCGACAGCGGGUUGGACUGCGGCAGCGAGGAGGAGGGCUCUCUGGGGCGGGGCUACUACUACGCUUACGCCGGCCCCGCCACCCGGGGCCCCGUCCGCGUCAUCCACUGCGAGGGCCCCGUGGAGCGGCGGGCGCUGGCCAUGGGCCGCCGGCGCACGCUGACGCGGCAGUGCAGCGUGGAGGAGGACUACUGCCGGGACGCGGCGCCACCGCCGCCGCCGCCGCCGCCGCCGCCGCACACGGCCCAGUCGGUGCACACGGGGGACUUCCGCAGCAGGGAGCGCACAGGGUCGGGCCGCAGGGGAGACUUGUGUUGGGAGGGCGCCCGCAGUGAGGGCUGGCUGAACGAGAUGGACAGGGUGUGUUACAGCCCGCGCAGGGAGGCUAGGGCCCGGUCCAUGUCCCGACUGGGCCGGGAGCAGCCGCUGAUCAUCGGGAACUCUGCGUCCCACGGCCACUCGGACCGUCUGGACCACUCAGGGAGGAGGAGCGGCGCCCUUGGCAACCAGCGACGGCCCAUCCCGUCGAUCGAGAUCACCACGGACUGUCACAGUGAGGGGAGUGAGGGCCUCUCCCCUGGCAAGGAGGAGGGUUACUAUGGCAGUGUAGCUCGGCGCAGGAUAUGGCGGGCUAAGUCCUCAGAGCAUCAAUAUGACGGGUACGGCGUGGGGUCCGGGCGACGCCCCGGCCGCGCCCGCCGCUCGUCCGACUGCUACGAGGAGUCGGAGGCGGACGAGAUGACCCGCAUCUUCGUGGCCCUGUUCGACUACGACCCGCUGUCCAUGUCGCCCAACCCGGACGCCGCGCGCGAGGAGCUUCCCUUCAAGGAGGGCCAGAUCCUCAAGGUGUUUGGGAAGAAAGACACGGACGGGUUCUACCGGGCUGAGAUCAGAGACCGCUCAGGGCUGAUCCCUUGCAACAUGGUGUCUGAGAUCCAGACGGAGGACGAUGACAUGAUGCUGCAGUUGCUCAAGCAGGGCUUCCUUCCCCUCAACACUCCUGUAGAGAGACUGGUGAACUGUGACCGUUUCAAAGAUGGCCGCACACUAAACCGCAGGUCCAGGAAGUCCAAGAGAGAGAGGAACCGGCGCAGCGGGCGCCAGCUCUCCAUGUCCACCCGGAGGAUGGUGGCCCUCUACGACUACGACCCCAGAGAGAGCUCUCCUAACGUGGACGUAGAGUAUGAUGGUCGCAGGCUGAAUGAGGAGGCCGAGCUGACGUUCUGUGCUGGGGAUGUCAUCGUGGUGUUCGGUGAAAUAGACGAGGACGGUUUCUACUAUGGGGAGCUCAACGGACACAAGGGACUCAUUCCUUCCAACUUUCUCGAAGAAGUGCCUGACGACGUGGAGGUCUUUCUCUCCGACCCGCCGUCCCGUUACCCCCCGGACCACCCGGGGCGCAUCAAGACCAAAAGGGUCCGUUGGAAAAACCGUCCCCGCCCAGAAGAGCCUCCUCCUCUCCCCCAGGGCGUCCGCACGUCACUGGCUCCUCGUCCCGGGGGCCAGGCUGCCCCAUGGCCCCCCACUCCACAGAGAAAAAGGGACUACUCGUCAAAGGGAAGAUACUAUUGAAAAGAGACGUGGCAGCACUAUAAAUCGCUUGGCGUAUUCUAUUACGGUGCCGUCACUUUUUUUCGUCCGUAAAAUCAUGAAAGACUCACAUUUCAAGAUUUUCUACAGUGGAUGGGUGGCGUUUGUUUGCUCAAAUGCUCUAUUCUUGUACAUCUGUUGUAUACUAGAAUUAGUAUUUUUGUUAAUUGAUUACAGUAACCUAUUUUGAACAAUUCAUCCUGUCAUGCUCAGGGGGCUCCUGAGCCUCGUCCUCCCUUGUUCCUCCAUGUCUUUUGGUCCGCCACAGCUACCGUUGGGAUGCAGUAGGCAUCCGUGGAUAUUCUCCACGUGGCUAAAUAUGACGGCACCCGGACCGCGCGGAGUGCCUCAGUCGGACCAACGGCUCUUUCGUACGACCCCGAGAUCAAAGGACGAGAUCCUAAGAAAGUCGUAUUGACAACCACACAGCUGGAGGGCGUGCGGUCACGUGACUGGCCCGAUUCAGAGGGAUUCAUACACAAAGCUUGUCCUGAGCCGGCAGGCCGCUCCGGCCUGCUCCACAGGGGGUCUGCAUACAUUACUUCGGCACAUUCCCUACUUAACCCUUCAAAGCACACGCAAGACAGUGGGGCGGUUCCCAUUGUGAGUUUGAGAUGUGGAGCAUGCACUGUAUAAAGAAAUAUAUAAAAAUAAACAUAUAUGUGUAUAUACAUAUAUAUAUAUAUAUAUAUAUAUAUAUAUAUAUAUAUAUAUAUAUAUAUAUAUAUAUGUGUAUAUAUGUAUAUAUAUGUAUGUAUAUAUAUAUAUAUAAGGCUGUUAUUCAGUGCAGUUUACUACUGAGAAAAAUAAGAAAUUGGCCUCGCAUCUUUUGAGUACAGCCUUGGGCCCCGAAUGGGACAUUGGACAAUAGCACACGCCAGAGGCAACAGGGUCUCUAAAGGUGAAGCAUUAAGUUCCCUCAGUCAGUUAAGUAGUGGUACAUUGCCUCAUAGAUUCAACCUCCAUGUUAUUUGCCUUAUGAAUUGCACAAUUGUUUGUACAUUGUCAUGUGGUGUGUGGUUUUAUGGAUGGUAGUGAUUCAUGUAACGUCUCAGAAAAUGUUAGGAGCAGCAAAUUAUCAAUCCAUUUCUGUAGUGUGCACUGUGUUGUGGGCUUGUCAUGUUUAUUUGGAAUCCAAAAGUCUAACUAUGGCUGGGAUGAGUCUGCCCAUCGUUUAAGGCCCCUGGAAUUAAUUUACAAAAUAAUGCAGUAAGGGGAAACUUACUGUGACGUUAAAUGUGCACGAUUUCCAAUAAAUUAAAUGUUAUGUCGCAUUAAUGGCAAUUUAGCAGAUUAUGGAGCUUUAUUUUUGUCCCGUCAUAGCCAUAUUGUAGGGUCUGUAGCUGUCUGCGAUUGCCUUUUGGUCAACAUGUGAACGAUUGCCCUAUGUAAUUAAACCAUACAAACCAGUUCAAUUCAGGGAUGGGUGAAAGAAAUGGAACAUCUGUUAAAAAUAUAUAUAUUUUUAAGUAGCAAUUUAUUUCCAACAUGCACCUUGUGGGGAGGCUUUGUCAAUAUACUGGGUUACCGGAUCAAAUGACAUGACCAGUAAUGCAUAGGUCUUUUCCACAGUAUUCUCCAGACACAAGACUACCUCUACGUUGCCCCCUCCCCCUCCUCAAAAAUUAUCUAUGAAAUCUGGAUUUCAAUUUGACAGAAGCCAAAUAUAAAUUUAUGUUGAUAAUCAUUAGUUCUGAAUAUAAAUGGUGCCGAAACAGUACUGUACUUCAUGUAGAUCAACACCCUAGCACAUAGAGUAGUGAAUGUACGAUCCAGUGAAAGGCUAUGUUUUUCUCUAAAGUACCCACAAGGAUGGUGCAAUGUCCUAUGUCUUUGUAUGUGAAAUUAAACAUGUCUUUAGUUCAAUCACCCUUUGUCUCCCAUUCCAAGCUCUAAACCAUCAAUAUAUAUUUUUUGCGAUAUAAAAGAGUAACAAACUGCCAAAAAAGAAUGUAGAAACAUUCUGUAAUACCUUCUGUACAAAUUUCAUCUAGUCCUGAGGAUUUCUGUGCAUCUUAACCCAUAUAUGGACCAUCUUAGUCAUUGCUUCUUUUCCGUUUGGAUGACUGUUGCUGUUUUUGUACUUUGUCCAUUUGUACAUUUUUAAAUGUUUAUACUUGAUUUUCAAACUGCCUUUUUUGUAAAUUCAACUUUUUAAUCCAAACCGUGCAAGCUUUCCCCAUGGUGUCUUCUAGACCAUAUUGUCCAAGUCUGCGAUUGUGUGCUAGCUUUAUAUCAGCCUAUAUUGAUGCAAAUUAUUGUGUGGGUGUGCAUGUGCAAAUUUUUAAAAAUCAAAAUAAAUUUUAAUAUUUUAUAA